AUGAAGAACGAGGAAGCCAGCUUCCACAAAUAUAGAACAACGAAAGGCUGUCACUUGUCUGACUCUAUUCGAUCAGUCGCCUUAGAACAUGCUGCCGGGGUACGGUUCAUGACUGGGAGAGAAGCUAGCAAGAUAUUGUUAAAAGGCAAAGACGGGCUAGUGAGCUUGAAUCUCUUUCACAGGAAAGCAGGUCCUUGGGACGACAAGCUUGCUUCAACAGACGGGAGAAGCUCAGAAAAGACUUCGCCGACUGAUUGCAGACCCCCUUUCAGUCGAUGGCCUAAAGCAUUCACACUGAAGGUGAUAGGCAACAUGAUAAUGAGUUUAGAGCCAGAUGGUGAGGAGCAGGAGAAGUUCCGAGAACAUCAUGAUAUUCUAUGUAACAGAGAGAAUGGAUCAAGUGUUACCUGGUCGGAAGUUAACAAUAUGCCAUACACCAACAAAGUGAUCAAUGAAACUCUUCGAGGAGCCACAAUCCUACCUUGGUUUUCAAGAAAAGCAGCACAGGACUUCGAUAUUGAUGGGUAUAAAAUUCAAAAAGGUUGGUCUGUUAACUUGGAUGUUGUGUCUAUCCACCACGAUCCGGAGAUUUUUCCUAAUCCACAGAAGUUUGAUCCAUCCAGAUUUUCUGAUCCCAUAAAACCUUUCAGCUUCCUUUGGAAGUGGACCACGCAUGUGUCCUGGAAUCAACCUGGCCAAGCUGGAAAUUUGUGUUUUCAUCCAUUACUUGAUCUGCAGAUACAAUUUGCAUCGGUGUUUCUCCAUUGCAGGUGGAAGCCACUAGAGAGAGAUGAUUCUGUCCAGCCAACAUUAGUCAGGAUGCCAAAGAACAAGUAA
Molecule: messenger RNA, 837 nt
Organism: Fraxinus pennsylvanica
Lineage: Eukaryota; Viridiplantae; Streptophyta; Magnoliopsida; Lamiales; Oleaceae
Source: the annotation of a GenBank genome assembly